GGCAGCUUGGCUUCCCGGGCGAAGGAGCUCUUCCGUAACCAGCGCAGGGACUCGGAGGGGCCCCAGGGGAUGGUGAGUGGUGAGAAAGUGGACAACAAGUACCAACAUGAGGCUCACGUGAAGGGUUCACUGGAUUCCCCUAACCUAGAGUUUGAAUAUGGAGAUUCAGACAGCAUUGUUGCAGAGCUGUCAGAGCUAUACAGUUACACGGAAGAGCCUGAAUUUGCUGCUAACAGGGAUUGCUUUGAAGAGGAUUUCGCGAUUCACGGGAAGGGCAAGAAAUGGGUAGAACUGGAAGAGGAUGAACAUAAGUCCUACUUAAUGAGGUUGCUAGAUGGAUUGGAGGUCAUAAGCAGGGAGAAGAGACUUAAAUUUGCCAGAGCCGUUCUUUACCUGGCCCAAGGUGUGUUUGAUGACUGCUACACGGAAACCGAAGUGGUGCAUUGGGCCCGGUACAAUGUCUUCCUUCUCUAUGAGAUGGGCACGUUUGGGGCAUUAGUGGAGCUCCUCAAUAUGGAGAUCGAUAACAGCCAGGCAUGCAGCAGUUCUCUGAGAAAACCAGCCAUCUCCCUAGCGGACAGCACUGAGCUGAGGGUGCUGCUGAAUAUUAUGUACCUGAUGGUGGAGAUCAUGCGCAGAGAGGGGGAGGAUGACAAACCGGAGUGGAGUUCAGCAAGAGAUGGAUUCCGGACUGAACUAAGUUCCCCGGUAUAUAAUGGUGAGCCCUUUGCAGUUCUCCUCUUCUCUCUUGUUAAUAAAUACUGUAAUGGACACACUCCACAUUGCCCCAUUAAGAAGGUCUUGCUGCUUCUUUGGAAAACAAUUCUGUUCUGUUUCGGAGGCUUUGAGAAACUCCAGGAGCUGAAAGUGGAAAAGCGAGUGAAGCUGGGCCUCCCUCGGCUGUUGGAGGACAGUAUCCAGGUAACGCGAACCCUACGAGCCACCUCUCCACCGGCAUCUGCCAUGGACAUCCUGGAGCAGCAGCAGAAGCGAGGUCGCAGGGGCAGGAGGGUUCUCAUGAAGCAGGACAGCCUGGACAUCUACUGUGAGAGAGAUGAGGCUCGGGAGGAAGAGGAGGAGGCAGAUGAUGGUGACGGUGGGAUUGAGGGAGAUGUGGAUCCACUGGAGAGGGAGGCACUAAUUCAGGACCUGCCUUCCCCUGGACUGGCGCCAGAGAGGUUGCUCUUCCCUCGAUGCCUGCCCUGGGCCACUAAAGUAAGAGAGAAGGACAUUGAAGAUUUUCUGGAAGUCAGUAGGUGCAAGUUCAUUGGAUUCACCCUGGGAAAUGACACAGAAACCCUGGUGGGUUUGCCCAGACCCAUUCACAACAGUGUGAAAACCCUGAAACAGCACAAGUACGUAUCCAUCGCAGAAGUACAGGCCAAGAUGGAGGAAGAGUUGCAGAAAUCCCCAGUGUCACUGGGAGCUGAGGAGGUAGAACAGACCCCAGUUGAGAUCCUGUAUCAGGCAAUGUUAUACAACCUACCUCAGUAUAUGAUAGCACUGCUGAAGAUCCAGCUGGCUGCUGCCCCCACAUCCAAGGCAAAGACUGACUCUAUCAAUAUCUUGGCUGAUCUCCUGCCUGAAGAGAUGCCCAAUACUGUGCUACAAAGCAUGAAGUUGGGGAUUGACGUCAACAGGCACAAGGAGAUCAUUGUUAAAGCUAUCUCGGCACUGAUGCUCCUGUUACUCAAGCAUCUCAAACUCAACCAUGUCUACCAGUUUGAAUAUGUUUCCCAGCAUUUGGUAUUUGCUAACUGCAUCCCACUGAUUCUGAAGUUCUUCAAUCAGAGCAUCAUGUCCUAUGUCACCGCCAAGAACAGUAUCUGCGUCCUAGACUACCCUCAUUGUGUAAUCCACGAAUUGCCAGAACUCACCACAGAGGUUCUGGAAGCUGGUGACCACACCCAGUUCUGCUGGAGGAAUCUCUUCUCGUGCAUCAACCUGCUGCGUAUCCUAAACAAGCUCACCAAAUGGAAACACUCCCGCAUCAUGAUGCUUGUGGUUUUCAAGUCGGCCCCAAUUUUAAAGCGGGUGCUGAGGGCAAAGCAGGCAAUGCUGCAGCUCUACGCACUGAAACUGCUGAAAUUCCAAACCAAGUACCUGGGGCGCCAGUGGAGGAAGAGUAACAUGAAGAUCAUGUCUGCCAUCUACCACAAAGUGCGACACCGCCUCAACGAUGACUGGGCAUACGGAAACGAUAUUGAUGCUCGACCCUGGGAUUUCCAGGCAGAGGAGUGCGGCCUGAGAGUCAAUAUUGAGAUGUUCAACAGCCGACGCUAUGGUCUGCACCACAGUGACCUGGAGUUUGCCCCAGUGGACAACUGCCUCCAGAGCGUCCUGGGCCAUCAUGUCUCGCUGCCUGAGGAUUUUCGCUACAGCUAUGAGCUCUGGUUGGAGAGAGAGGUUUUUGCCCAUCCCAUCCGCUGGGAGGAUCUUCUUCAGCCUCUAACUUAAUGAGGACAGCUCACCUCUCGAGCUGGUGCUUCUAUAAUGACCUGUCUUCAAAAGACUUUUUUUCAAUGAAAAACCCAUCUCAGCAGUUAUUUGGUGUUUGGUUUUUAACCUCAUUUCGCGGGGGUGGUGAUUUUGCAGCUUCAUUUAUU
Messenger RNA from Carcharodon carcharias (great white shark), 2606 nucleotides. RefSeq names its product striatin-interacting protein 1-like. Gene Ontology annotation, cellular component: cytosol. The record is from RefSeq and is a predicted model, not a curated record. Gene Ontology annotation, biological process: cytoskeleton organization. The coding region runs from base 70 to 2457 and encodes 795 amino acids. NCBI's taxonomy places the organism in Eukaryota, Metazoa, Chordata, Chondrichthyes, Lamniformes, Lamnidae. The transcript has 22 exons.